AUGGAUUGGAUUCACUGUAACAAUUGUUUUAACCAACUGGAACCUGGAAUUACUCUUCAUUUGACGUCAUGUGGUCACAUGUUUUGUAAUAAUUGUCUUAACAAUGGUGUUAAAGAAGGCACUUGCCUUGUUUGCCGAGUACCGUGCUCUAUAAUGAAACUUGUUCCGGACAUGAAUCAAGAAAUUCAAGAUUAUUUCACAGAUCCAGAGGAAUUAAUUAAAAAAUGUUCCGAAGUUUUGCAAUUUCAACGGCAGCACAGACGGCGAUUACUGUCGUAUUUGUUACAAUCGACGAAGAAAUUCUACAAAGCCAGAAGCGAAUUAAAGCGUAUGACAGAGCUGUGUAAAACACAGCAUAUGCAACUAAAAGAAUAUCAGAAGAUCAUAAAGAAAUUGGAAUCUCAGCAACAAGGUCAACCAAGUAAGUACAACUAUAUUUUAUUUUAUUUAUUUUUCAUUCAAAGUUUCAUUUCUCUGACGGCCAGUUUCAAAACUAUCUACCUCUUAUUUUGGUUACUACUUAGAGAUAUAAUUUUGACAAAUUACGUUUUUCUAGAGCAAGUAUCGCCGUUCAAUGUGCCCAUAUCGCCAGGGACCAAUAUAUCGCCUACCUUCAUUCAGACUACGCCUACGUAUAAGAGAAAUGCCAAAAGCACACCGUAUAAUGUAAGAUCAUAUCAUUCUAACCUCGUGACACCGACUCGGAUAAGUAAGCAACGAACAACAAACUUCAGUUCAAGUCAGCGCUCCAAUACAUCGAACAAGAUAUCCUCAACCGUAUUCACUCCCCCCACACCAGAUUCGGUUGGGUACAGCAACUUUUUAAAGAAUCUUUAACGGUUGUCUUCGAGUCAAUAUAGCAUUGAGUCUGGUUACUCGUCCAAUAGUCCUCGGAAGAAAUCGCCUGUUAUUUUGUAUUGCAACGGCUAUUCGGACAAAUGUCCUUUUAAAAAAUGCUCUAAGCUUCUUUAAAAUUUACAUAUAAAUAAUUUUACUGUGGCAAUUAAUUUGAAUAAUUCUGCAUGAUGUUUUUUCAGUGAUUAAAUGUUUGAAAUAAAAA
This is a messenger RNA of Melitaea cinxia (Glanville fritillary), 1060 nucleotides long. RefSeq lists its product as uncharacterized. The record is from RefSeq and is a predicted model, not a curated record. Gene Ontology annotation, biological process: reciprocal meiotic recombination; protein sumoylation; homologous chromosome pairing at meiosis. Gene Ontology annotation, cellular component: synaptonemal complex. The transcript has 8 exons. Gene Ontology annotation, molecular function: SUMO transferase activity. NCBI's taxonomy places the organism in Eukaryota, Metazoa, Arthropoda, Insecta, Lepidoptera, Nymphalidae.